ACUUUUCAAAGAUGGGGCGUUGCCGAAGAUAGCUUGCUUUCCAGUUCUAGUACUAUAAAGCUGAUGAACGUUGAAACCAAGCAUACUAGAACUAUGGAUGACAUUUUUGUCCAACAUUCUCGGAAGCUGGAACUACUCAGGAAUGUCUUGAGGAAUGCAGCAGAGGUAGAUGCCCUUGAAGGUUUGAAUAUGAUCGAUGCUGUUCAAAGGCUAGGCAUCGAUUACCACUUUCAACGAGAAAUCGACGCAAUUCUGCACAAGCAGAUGAGUAUUGUAUCUGCCUCUGAUGAUCUUCAUGAGGUUGCACUUCGCUUUCGACUACUGAGACAACAUGGUUACUCCGUGCCUGAAGAUGUGUUUAACAACUUCAAGGAAAGCAAAGGAACGUUCAAGCAAGUUCUGGGUGAAGACAUCAAGGGAUUGAUGAGCUUAUACGAAGCUUCGCAGCUAGGUACAGAAGGAGAAGAUACACUUGUUGAAGCUGAAAAGUUUAGUGGCCAUCUGCUAAAGACUUCUCUGUCACAUCUUGAUCAUCAUCAAGCCAGAAUUGUUGGAAAUACAUUGAGGAAUCCUCAUCACAGAAGCUUGGCCUCAUUCAUGGCCAGGAACUUUUUCGUUACUUCUCAAGCCACCAGGCCCAAUUCAUGGUUAACUUUGCUAAAAGAAGUAGCAAAAAUAGAUUUCAAUAUGGUUCGGUCUCGGCACCAGAAUGAAAUAGUUCAAAUUUCCAAAUGGUGGAAGGACCUUGGAUUGGCUAAGGAACUGAAAUUUGCUAGAGAUCAACCACUGAAAUGGUACAUAUGGUCCAUGGCAGUCCUAACAGAUCCAAAGUUAUCAGAGGAGAGGGUUGAGCUCACAAAACCCAUCUCUUUUGUCUAUUUGAUAGAUGACAUUUUCGAUGUUUAUGGAACCCUUGAUGACCUCUAUCUCUUCACAGAAGCUGUAAAUAGAUGGGAAAUUACUGCUAUAGACCACCUACCAGACUAUAUGAAGAUAUGCUUCAAGGCUCUGUAUGAUAUGACUAAUGAAUUCAGCUGCAAGGUCUAUCAGAAGCAUGGAUGGAACCCCUUACAAUCUUUGAAAAUUUCGUGGGCGAGUCUUUGCAACGCAUUUUUGGUGGAAGCAAAAUGGUUCGCAUCUGGGAAGCUGCCGAAGUCAGAAGAGUACUUGAAGAAUGGCAUCGUUUCUUCUGGGGUAAAUGUGGUUCUAGUCCACAUGUUUUUUCUCUUGGGUCAGAACAUAACCAGAAAGAGCGUGGAGUUGUUGAAUGAAACUCCAGCCAUUAUAUCGUCCUCAGCAGCAAUUCUUCGACUCUGGGAUGAUUUAGGCAGUGCAAAGGAUGAGAACCAGGAUGGGAACGAUGGGUCGUAUGUAAGGUGCUACUUAGAGGAACAUGAAGGCUGUUCCAUUGAGGAGGCACGAGAAAAGACGAUUAAUAUGAUUUCAGAUGAAUGGAAGAAACUGAACAGAGACCUGCUCUCUCCAAAUCCAUUUCCAGCAACAUUCACAUUGGCUUCUCUUAAUCUCGCAAGAAUGAUCCCCCUGAUGUAUAGCUACGAUGGCAACCAAUGCCUUCCAUCUCUUAAAGAGUAUGUGAAACUGAUGUUGUAUGAGACUGUAUCAAUGUAAUUACUAAUAAGACUACUGGAAACUGAUGCGGCUUAAGCUUUUCACAAAUCACUGAAGAAAU
Messenger RNA from Fragaria vesca subsp. vesca, 1690 nucleotides. RefSeq names its product (3S,6E)-nerolidol synthase 2, chloroplastic/mitochondrial-like. The record is from RefSeq and is a predicted model, not a curated record. Gene Ontology annotation, molecular function: magnesium ion binding; terpene synthase activity. The transcript is spliced from 9 exons. Gene Ontology annotation, biological process: diterpenoid biosynthetic process. Lineage: Eukaryota; Viridiplantae; Streptophyta; Magnoliopsida; Rosales; Rosaceae. Bases 64 to 1629 code for a protein of 521 amino acids.